GUAUGACUCACUUUUACUGAAAGUUUUCUUAAAUUUCCUCAAACACUGGAAAAUAGUAACUGAUAUUGAAAAAGUCCUCAAAUGCUCUUGACACUUGUUUCCUUAUUAACUACAGGAACUUAUUGCAGCAAAUUUCAGGUAAUAUAUAUAAUAUGAGAUAGUGUCCUAGUCGUCAACAUAGAGACAUACUGGCAGUAACGAAAAUACAGAACAUAGUGAGCAGUUUAUUCAGAGAUGUAUGAAUGUUACAGGAUAUAAUAAACCAAGCUGUAAUCAAUUUGACAUUACUGUAUGAAUCUGGGUAAAAUGAUAAGAGACGACGAGGUGGAGUUUACAAUGAAACUAUUAGAUGAUGAUAUAUAUGAGGGGAAGAAAACAGACGAGGAGGACUUUGAGAUGGUGUUUCACAACGAUUUUACAGAAGAUCUCGUGGGUGAUAUAGAUGAAAAAAAUAAACAGAAGUCAAGGACGAUGCGGCAUAGCAGCUCUUACGAAAAUGCUCAGGCAUUUGUUCAAGAAGCUAAAUUAGAUACGGAAAUAGAAGAAGCGGGUACAUUACUCGGUCUGAACAAUUACAUCAACAAUACAAAAGAAUGGUGGGCAAGUAAGAAAAUUAAUGUAGCAAUAACUGGUCAUUCUGGUGUUGGAAAGUCGAGCUUGAUAAAUGCUAUAAGAGGCUUAAAACCAAAAGCUAUCGGGGCAGCUCCUGUUGGAAUUAAAGAAACUACCACAAAAAUACAGAAGUAUGAAUUUCCAGAAAAUGACAAGGUUGUUCUAUGGGAUCUCCCAGGGAUGGGAACAGGGAAAUUUAAACAAGAAACAUAUAUAAACGAUAUGGAGCUAUCUAAAUUUGAUAUAGUACUGGUUGUAACAGCAACUCGAUUUCUAGAAACUGAUGUUUGGCUAGCCGAACAGGCAUGGGGUCUUGGUAAAAAUGUGAUCUUUGUACGAACCAAAUUAGAUUUUGAUCUAAUAAAUGCUAGUAGAGAUGACCAAGAUGCUUUUGACGAGGCGAAAUGUAUAGAAACGAUCCGAAUGGACAUAAGAAAACACGUAAGCUCUUGUAGUGAUGCUGCUGAAUUUAGUGAUGUUAUAUAUUUGGUAAGCAAUCCGGAGCAAGGAAAGUAUGAUUUUCCUUCUCUAGUGACGAAGUUACGAAGUUUAAUGAACAUCAAAGGUGUUUCUAUUUGUCGAGUAUUACAACAACAUCUUGAAAAAGCAAUAAAAGCAAAGAGAGAUGCUGCCAAACAUGAAUUUACCAGCUCGAAAGUAGUUUCAGCACUGUAUGGAUUUUUACCUGUGCCAAAACUUGAGACAGCUCUGAACCAACACAUAGUUGAGAAAAUUCGGAGCAAGUGUCUUGUGAAAUUCAAUUUAGAUGAUGAGUCCCUCGGCAAAGUUUCAGAUGAAAUAGACCUAUCCGUUGAAAGUCUUAAAGCUUAUCAUUUGAGCGCGUUCAAUACAGAACAACUGAAUCAUGUUGAUAAACUGUACACUCAAAGUGAGGAGUUUCGGUUCUCAAAGUUUCGGCGCUAUUCAAAGUAUAUGAUACCCGUAAUAGGAAGUGUAUUGUCCGCAUGUAAGGCCCCACAUACGAUACAAGACUGUGUAGAUAUCAUCUGUGGCAUCAUGGCAGAAGAUGAGUAUUACUUGGUCCAGCUCAGGCUUGAAAAAUUGGAGAAGCAGUUGCGACCAAUUUAGAUUAAACAAGCAGCUGCAACCAUUUUUUCAAUUAGAGAAUCAGAAGUGGCCAUUUUAAAUUAAAUAAACAGCUGUGGCCAUUUUAAAUUAGAGCAAUAGCUGGCUGCGGCCAUUUUUAGUUAGAGAAAUAACUGCGGUCAUUUACUAUUAGGAAGCAGCUGCAAAGAGAAACAGUUUUGAAUUAAAGAAACAGAUAGGACCAUUUUGAGUUAACCAUUUUGAGUUAGUGUAGCAGAUGCGACCAUGUUCAGAAAGGGAAGCAGAUGCGAUCAUUUUAAGUUAGGGAAGCAGAUGCGACCAUUUUCAGUUAGGGAAAUUCAAACAGAUGCGACCAUUUUCAGUAAUGGAAGCAGAUGCGACUAUUUUUAAGGAUAGAAGCAGGUGCGACCAUUUUUGGUUAGGGAAAUUCAAACAUAUGCAACCAUUUCAGUAAGGGAAGCAGAUGCGACUAUUUUUAAGGAUAGAAGCGGAUGCGACCAUAUUUGGUUAGGAAAGCAGCUGCGACUUUAAGAUUACAGUAUCAGCUGCUACCAUAUUAGAUAAGAGAAGAAGCUGUGACUAUUUUAACCUCAAAUUAGGGAAGCGGGUACGACCAUUUUAAAUUUUAUAUAUGAAAGAAACAUCCAUGACCAUUAUAUAUUAGAGAAGCAGCUGCGGCUAUUUUAGUUACAGUUGAAGUCUUAUUGGUAUAAGGGAGGAUUUGCAAGUGAUAAAGGGCGAGCCUCGCUUUAGUCAAUAAGAUUUUACUUCAUAUUUUCUCACUUACUAUGAACAUAAACUAUAUUCACAGCAACGCUACAUACAUUCAUGUAUACCAACAGCAAUGAAAAGACAUACUCUUAGCCUGGCGCCCCUUGUUUAAAUAAUACAUAUAAGCACAGAUUUAUACAUGUACAUGUAUAUAUCAUAUCGUGACUUCAAACGCAUUCAUAAGUUUUUGACAAAGUGAUGUGAUAUAAUAGGGACAGAGUCAUCUUUGAUUAUGAUUGUAUUUGUUUCUUAAUUCUGCAUCAUAUUAUUUGUUUCAUCAUAUUAUUGUUUUCAUCAUAUUAUUUUUUAAUUAUGAUUAAAUCCAUUGUAUAUCUAAUUAAAUGUAAGUUUU
Molecule: messenger RNA, 2803 nt
Organism: Ruditapes philippinarum (Manila clam)
Lineage: Eukaryota; Metazoa; Mollusca; Bivalvia; Venerida; Veneridae
Product: T-cell-specific guanine nucleotide triphosphate-binding protein 2-like
Exons: 3
Coding region: 292-1701 (469 amino acids)
Cellular component (GO): membrane
Molecular function (GO): GTP binding
Source: RefSeq, a predicted model, not a curated record